Molecule: messenger RNA, 1738 nt
Organism: Neogale vison (American mink)
Lineage: Eukaryota; Metazoa; Chordata; Mammalia; Carnivora; Mustelidae
Gene: CCDC190
Product: coiled-coil domain containing 190
Exons: 4
Coding region: 133-1044 (303 amino acids)
Source: RefSeq, a predicted model, not a curated record
GAAAAACAAGCUCAUUAACCCAGACUCAGCCUGACAUAGCAAAAGAUACAAGCAGCAUUCACAUGGUGAGAACUCUGGCUUUGUAGGUUCGUCGUGGGGCCUGUCAGAAUCCUGUAUGAUUGUCUCUAGACCAUGAAGAGGAUGGAGAGGCACAUGGUCACGGGUCCUGUGUAUAAGCACUUCGAUUUGGAGAGGAAGAAUGCCAGGCGGGCUGAAGCCAGACUCCGCCAAAGACUGCACACGCUGGAGUACAUCUGCCUGUACCAGAUGAAGCUGCUGACCUGGGAGCAGAGACAGCUCCAGAAAGAACUGCAGCGCUUGCAACAAGCAGAUAUCCUCAAGAAAAAGCUCUCCUCUUAUUUGGGGAAUGGAAUUCAGAAGAAACCAAAAGAUGCCCUUCCACCCUCAUCAACAAGAGGACAGAAGCACCGAGUUCCACAGGUGAAUAAAGUUAGAGCACUGGUCACCAACACGACCCAAGAAAUACAUAAAACCAAAUCCCAGAUGCCUCCUUUCCAUCACACUGCCCUAAAGGACUCCAUGAAAAGCAAAGAAGAGUCACUAUCUCAAAAUUACAGAGCUUCCCGCUCUACAGCAGAGAAGCCACGAGCCCGUGAGAAAGAUUGUCCAAGCCCCCCAAAGGGCAAAGACUCCAACAAGGGCAUCUCUGUUCUUUGUCAAGAUCAAGAUGUCUCCAUCAACACCCUAGACCAAGGCCCUGGUUCCAGCCCAGCUGGUGAGAGUGGAAAAGCACACAUUGAUGAGGCCGGAUCCAAGGAUGCCAGCCUACAGCCAGACCCCAACACUGGCAGACAAAGUCCCCUGAAUCCCAGGGAAUGCGCAGGAUAUUUGAAAGACGAGUCCGUAACACCUACCUUCUUAGAGCUGUUUGUGAAGGUCAGAAAUGCCCACUACCUCCGACACAGGGUUCCCCCCGAGUCUGAGAGACUGCUUAGUAUUGGGGAGAUAUUCGGUCACAAGGAAUCCUUCCAGCCCAGAGGAGGACAGGAGUGUGAGAACAGGGCAGGCUUCCUUCGUCUCUAACCAUCUAGCAUAACCUCACAAGAACAUCUAUCGUACUCACUACAGAGAUGUGUGCCUCAAGUAACUGCAGUAAUUAAGAUAUAUAAUAUAUAUGUCAAUAUAUAUAAUAUUAUAUAUAAUGUGUGACAUAUAAUAUACAAUAUACUCUAUAAUAUUAUAUAGAGAUGUGUGCCUCAAGUAACUGCAGUAAUUAAGAUAGAUAAUUCAUAUGUCAAUAUAUAUAAUAUUAUAUAUAUAUUGUCUGUUUGCUUUAAACCCUCAGGUUUUUCUUUUUUUUCCUUUUAUGGGGAUAUAAUCUUUCACUGAAUGAGCAAUACAAGUAUACGAAAAAUGAGGGGAGAGAUGAAUCUUCUGAAAACUCUUUAAGGGGUGCGCACUUGUUGCUGAUGUCAGCAAAACUAGGAAACUACACUGACAACUAGACUUUUCCUGAAAGGAAAAUACCAAGGGUCCUGCUUACGUUGCCGCCCCCUUAUAGGAGGUUCUUAUGGCGCCACCUGCUGGCAAAAGGACAUAGCUCUUCUGUCUCAGUUCACCAGCAACACAGUGGGAACAGGAACGCGGCUGGAACCGAGUAUCCUCAUAGAUUCCAUAAUCAAAACCUGCUCGCCCACCAAAGUCGUUCCUUUAUCCCUCCCUCCCUCCCUCCCUCCUUCCCUCCUUUCCUUCCUUCCCAGGGGGCUCCACUUUAGUU